GACUCCCCAACCGCAUCGCACCUCUGUCCCGCCACUGGGCUUUACUUUCUCAUCACUUCCUUGAAAGAGGAUAAAAAAAAAGAAGGAGAUUUUCGGGCGCAAAGCAAAAGUCGAUCAGGGUGAAUCAAGACUGGGUGUUUCCUCCCUGUCAGAAUGGCUUAAUAAGUAAGUUGCUGUGCAAAAACAGGAGGAGAGGAGCGGAACUUUCAGGGAACCUUUUCUUGCACCGGAGUAAUCGCAGGAGCUCCAGGUUGGUAUUUUCUUUUUUGAAACCCCAGGAAGCCACAUCUGCUCUCCAAUUUUUUUUUUCUUCUAUUUCCCCGGCUGUGGGGGUGGAUGGUAUGGUAUAACUUUUCCGCUCCAGUCGAACCUGAGCGGCCGGUGUGAGAGAGGAGAUACGGUGGUGGAGAGGGGGAUGCGAGCCUCUCCUCCGUCUCGGAUAGCGGAGCGACUAUGAGGAGAGAGGUUCACCUGCUGGGCUAACAGAACAAGAACCACACCGCACCAACAGAAUGCGGGAACGGGGUCCUUGCAUUUGUGGAGUAGGUGUGUGGAGUCUGCUGCUAUCCCUUUGCCUGGCCUCCCUCACACAUGCACACAGGAGCCACACAGUGCAUGUGAAGGCUGGCACAUGUGAGGUUAUUGCUGCCCAUCGUUGCUGCAACAAGAACAAGAUUGAGGAGAGAUCUCAGACUGUCAAAUGUUCCUGCUUCCCUGGACAGGUCGCUGGCACCACUCGGGCUAUGCCCUCCUGCGUUGAUGCCUCCAUUGUAGCCCAGAAGUGGUGGUGUCAGAUGCAGCCAUGUAUGGAAGGUGAGGAGUGCAAAGUUCUGCCAGACCUCACAGGAUGGAGCUGCAGCUCAGGCAACAAAGUCAAAACCACAAAGGUGACUCGAUAGUCCUGCCCAUCUCAAGACACGCAGAAAGAAAUGGCGGUGGAAGUACUUACACAGCACAAUGGACCUAUCAAGUUGUGAGGAAAUGUACUCAGAUGGACUUCUGUGAGGAACCAGUAAUCGUUUCAUUUUUCUGAAGAUAUCCAAGAAAUGGUGGCUAAAAAAGAGACAGGACUCUAACGCUGCUUGCCAUCACCUUAAACACAGCUGAGUGUCUUUGGUCCUUUACUGCAGAGGACUGCAUCCCCCCCUCCUCCUCCUAAACCUUUACCGCUACUACAAACAACAACAAAGUGAACUAUGACCUAAACAGCACUCGAUUAGAUGACAAAAAAACAAACAAAAAAAACCCAACAACUUCUUUACAACAAUCUAUAUUCUUCAUCUCUCUUCUAUGGCUGAGUUGUGUUUGAUAUGCAUACUGGGAAUAAUGGGCGCUCUGGAUUUUAGACAGCUACCCUGUAUUACAAACAUCACUACAAAAAAAAGAGGGAGUGGAUCCAGAAUGCUUGCCUCAUGUAGUCUGGAUGACACGUUUAAAUUUACCUGUGCCACAUACGACACACUUAAUGCUGUCAAAAUGUUCCUCAGACCCGAAACUGAACCUUUUAUUUUAUCGGAUUUCACCUCCAUAAGAGUAUUUUACCUUAAAUAGUUUGUGGCUUACCACAUGCCAUUUUUUAAAAUGCAGAGACAGUUUGUCAAUCUUCUCUUUGCUUUUUUGUUUUUGUUUUGUUUUUUUUGACAAAGGACAAAAAUCCUUUCAGGGGUUGAGGUUAGACUAAUACCAAGUAGAUGUUAUGGUAUAUUGAAACAUGUAAACGUGUAAAAAAUGGUCCAUGGAAUCAACGGGGCUAAAAAUACAUUGAUGCUCUAAUGGUUUUAAUAUCUGUGUUUUUAAACGCCUGUUAACCGCUAUUGAGUACAUGUGUCAGUAUUAUAUGAAAUGAAUAAAACCUUUCAAAAGAAAAGAGAAA
Molecule: messenger RNA, 1873 nt
Organism: Stegastes partitus (bicolor damselfish)
Lineage: Eukaryota; Metazoa; Chordata; Actinopteri; Pomacentridae
Product: protein FAM19A2-like
Exons: 5
Coding region: 513-899 (128 amino acids)
Molecular function (GO): receptor ligand activity
Source: RefSeq, a predicted model, not a curated record